Molecule: messenger RNA, 3183 nt
Organism: Iphiclides podalirius (scarce swallowtail)
Lineage: Eukaryota; Metazoa; Arthropoda; Insecta; Lepidoptera; Papilionidae
Source: the annotation of a GenBank genome assembly
AUGGCAUCGAGGCUGGAUUCACCAUUUGACUUGGAGCGAUGCGGCCCAGCCGUGGACCUGGCGCUGGACAAAAUCAACGACAAGUUCCUAGCGCAUCAUAAUGUCGAACUUCAGAAAGUGCAAGGAAGUUAUCCGUCGUGUUCGGGUGCCAUCGCGCCAGGGUUGGCAGCGGACAUGCACUUCAAGGAUGACGUGAUCGCUUUCGUCGGCCCCGCGUGCGCGUUCGCCCUAGAGCCAGUUGCCAGGCUUGCCGCCUACUGGAACACGCCAAUAAUCACCGGGAUGGGUGACCAGCCGCAGACGUUGUUCAACGACAAGGGGAAGUACCCUACUCUGACAAGGAUGUCCUACUGCCAGUGCCGGCUGCCCAGGGUCUUCACCAGCGUCUUCGAUCGCUUCGGUUGGGCCCAUGUUGCUCUCCUGCUCGAUAAGUCCGAUUUGUUUUCUCUGACCGUCGGCAAGAGUUUAGAAUGGGGCCUUCGGAAGGAAGGCGUCCUUAAAGCUGUUAGGGAAUUAGACGGCAACGAGAAAGAGUCCUGCGAAGCACUACUCCGUGACGUCAGCAUGUACGCUCGAGUGGUGAUAUUGAGUGUCAGGGGCUCCUUGGUGCGCGAGUUUUUGCUUGCAGCCCACGCCCUGGGCAUGACGCGCGGCGACUGGGCUUUUCUGGAUGUGGAAAUUUUUCAGGGGGGUUAUUGGGGGGAGACGGGGUGGGCGGCGGGGGACGAGCGAGAUGCGGCAGCGAGGGCGGCUUACGAGGCACUUCUUCGAGUUUCCCUCAAGCUGCCCACUGGUGACCGUUUCGACGAGUUCGCGGACACCGUACGAACGCGCGCGAAACAGCACUACAACUACAGCUUCUCCGACGGCGAAGAGGUGAAUUUUUUCAUUGGCGCUUUCUACGACGGAGUGUACCUUCUUGGUAUGGCGUUGAACGAGACCUUGACCGAAGGCGGUGACAUCAGGGACGGUAGAAGUAUCACGAGACGUAUGUGGGGACGUGACUUCCACGGUAUAACUGGACACGUGCGAAUAGAUCCCGUAGGUGAUAGGGACGCGGAUUACGCCAUAUUGGAUUUAGAUCCUGUUACUGGAAAAUUUGAGGUAGUGGCGUUCUACUACGGGCUUAAUAGCAGUUAUAAGCCGGUAGCCGGCAAGGCCAUACACUGGCCAGGCGGCCGUCGUGGACCCCCGCCUGAUACCCCGCGGUGUGGCUUUUUGGGCACAGAUCCCAUGUGCCAAGGAGAGGCUCAGACAGUUAUUAUUUACUGUUUUAUCGGAUUGGCGUUGUUCCUUACACUGGCCGUAACGGCAGCAUGUAUCGCUUACAAACAAGCUCGCAUUGACGCUGAAAUGAACAACAUGGCGUGGCGGGUGCGCCCAGAAGAAGUACUCGUUGAGGUGGGAACUGGUCUAGGGGCAAGCCCGGCGCUGCACAGCUUGAAUGAGGUUCUGAAGUUGUCUCUAAGUUGGACUCCAGCGAGUACGGGCGCCUCUGGGGUCGGCGGGGCUCCAAUAACCCUGUCCUCCUUCACAGUUGGCCUAUAUAAGGGCAACAGAGUCGCCGUGAAAAAAAUACACAGGAAAAAGCUGGAUCUCAACAAGAAACUGCUGUGGGAGAUUAAGCAGGCGCGCAACGUGUCCCACGAGAACACGGUGCGAUUCAUAGGGGCUUGCGUCGACUGCCCCCUUGUGUUCGUGCUCACCGAGUACUGCCCCAAGGGCUCCCUCAAGGACGUCCUGGCCAACGAGGAGCUGCAGCUCGACUGGAACUUCAGAACGUCGCUGGUGCACGAUAUUGUACAGGGUAUGUGCUAUUUGCACAGUGGCCUUGGGGCACACGGAAAGCUGCGCUCGUCGAACUGUUUGAUAGACGGGCGCUUUGUGUUGAAAAUUUCCGACUACGGGCUCAACACACUGUGCUCACCACCGGACUUAACAAAGGACGACACGUAUUAUUACAAAUUAUUGUGGACUGCGCCUGAGCUGGUAUCUGGCAGCCUGUACCCUGGCGCCAUCGCCUCUUUGAAGGGAGACGUCUAUAGCUUCGGCAUAAUCUUGGAGGAGAUCGUGAGACGUGCGGGUCCUUUCCAUCACUACACGCCUACAAUGUCCUAUAAAGAGAUCGUGAGCCGCGUUUGCGCUCGAGAGUCGCCCCCGUUCCGGCCCAUGGCGGGGGUCCAGGAGGUGGGUGCAGCAUCAGGUGGUGGAGCGGCCACCGAGCUCCUGCAGCUCGCCGAGCGGUGCUGGUGCGAGGCACCCGACGACAGGCCCACCUUCGACGCCAUCAACGCGACAUACAUCAAAGGCUACUGCGACAAUUUAAUGGAUGACUUGCUGAGACGUAUGGAGCAGUAUGCAAAUAAUCUCGAGUCGCUGGUGGAGGAGAAGACCGAACAAUUGUCGCUGGAAAAGAGACGCUCCGAGGAACUGCUGUAUCAAGUGCUUCCAAGGCCGGUAGCCCAACAGUUGAUGGCUGGCGAGGUGGUCCAGCCGGAGAGUUUCGAGUGCGUCACCGUGUACUUCAGCGACAUCGUGGGCUUCACGGAGCUGUGCGCAGCCUCCACGCCCAUGCAAGUCGUCGACCUGCUCAACGACCUGUACAGCACAUUCGACAGGAUCAUUGGAUAUUACGACGUUUACAAGGUGGAAACGAUUGGCGACGCUUAUAUGGUGGUGUCCGGUCUACCUAAAAGGAAUGGAGACAUGCAUGCUAGGGAAAUCUGCUUGAUGGCGCUGGCUGUGGUGGAAGCAGUACGGACCUUCGCUGUUCGACAUCGACCAACACACCGUUUGGAAGUCCGCGUUGGUGUUCACUCUGGCCCAGUGUGCGCAGGGGUGGUGGGCGUGAAGAUGCCGCACUACUGUUUGUUCGGGGACACGGUCAACACCGCGAGCCGUAUGGAGUCGACUGGACAACCAUUGAGGAUCCACUUAAGCGAGAGUACGCGCGCGUUGCUGGAGCAGUGGGGCACGUUUGUUGUGGAGCGGAGGGGUGAGGUGGAGUUGAAGGGGCGGGGAAGGAUGCUCACACACUGGCUACUGCAAUGCUCGGAAAAGGAGGCAAGGCAGACGGGCCCGGCGGCGCCACCGCCCCAGUACCCGAUACUGUUCCCCGCGUUGCCGCAGCCGAUGCCAAUGCACGCGCCCUACAUUGUCGUCGAGCAGCCCACGUUGGCCGCC